This is a messenger RNA of Suillus paluster, 1751 nucleotides long. RefSeq lists its product as uncharacterized. The coding region runs from base 69 to 1418 and encodes 449 amino acids. Gene Ontology annotation, biological process: snRNA import into nucleus. The record is from RefSeq and is a predicted model, not a curated record. The transcript has 7 exons. Lineage: Eukaryota; Fungi; Basidiomycota; Agaricomycetes; Boletales; Suillaceae. Gene Ontology annotation, cellular component: nucleus; cytoplasm.
GAGCUUCUGAUCCUAACACCUGUAACUGCCAAUGGUCCGCCAUCCUUCUUGAACACACUCCACAGAAAAUGAUCGCCAAAGACAGAAAAGCUCUGUUCAAGUCUCCACCAACUGUAUUCACAGACAAGCUUAUCUCCCAGGAGACGCGUCGAUCCAAGGCUUUGGAAGAACAGAAACGCAGACGAGCACAAAAGUUCGAUUCCUCCAGGCAACUAGAUUCUUUCGCCGAUCUCAAUCUUGGGAACUCUGAUGAUGAUGGUGACCUCGAGCACGAGCCAGAGAUAAUACGUGAAGGUGUCUCCGGCUUUGUGCAGAUGGUGUCACAACCUGUGGAGAACCCGUCCGUGUCCUCCGAUGCGCACAAUGGUCAUGAGACAAUACAGUCGGGAAGGCGACAAAGGAAAAACAAGCGUAAACGCGUCAAAGCCAAACCGUCCAAAUGGGCUGACAAAUGCAUGUAUGCUGAGCUCCUGGAGAUGAAUGAAGAGGCUCAUUUGUGGGACAACCAAUCCGGUGAUGUCAUCGAUGGCCUUCCACGCGAUCUAGAGGCAGGUUGGGUAGCAGUGGCACCAGUUCCUGCUGGGAAACGAUGCCUGGCUAUCACUCAUCAGUCGGCCGGAGUAGUUGGAAUAUCGCCAAAUACGACUCUUAGAUCUCGAGUAUUGGGCAAGAUGCUUCUUCCCCGAUUUCCGUCCUCCCUCCCGCCUCUUACAGUGCUCGAUUGUAUACUCGAUGUCAACUGGAGAGACAGCGGCAUCAUUCAUGUCCUGGACGUGCUUAAAUGGAAGGGUCAAGAUGUCGGCGACUGCGAGACCCCUUUCAGGUUUUGGUGGAGAGAUACCCGCUUAGCGGAACUUUCAAAGCCACCGCUACCAUCUGGAACUUUUUCAUUUACACCACCUUCCGUGACAGCAGACACUUCGUCUCAAAACGCCGGAUCAUCGAAUAUGUCCACUUCUGAGCACUAUCGUUUUCCAUAUCCAACGUCUUUUGUACCAAUACCAUAUCACACCGACACGACAUUGACUUCCCUGUCUUCGUUUGUCAUCCCUAUGGCGCGCCUAACGCGAGAAAUCAGUGUGGAUAUCCCUGUGCACGUCUCACCACCAGAAUUUACUUCUCAUGAUAUGGCCAUCGAUGGCACUCAGGAUUCUGUCCUUUCACGAUCCACCACACCAGUUGUUGUGCGCGUGGACUCUGAUGGGUUAUUGUUGUAUGUGUCUCAUGCAAGCUAUGAGGAGGGAACCAGUCCCCUGAGCUGUUGGAUACCCAACAAGGCGAUUACAGAGCGUCCGGAACAUCCCAGUGGUUUAAAAGGAGACGACAGCCCCCUGGAUCUGUUCCAGCGCCUGGUCCAGCGCCGCACUGUGAGAAAUAUUCACGCAGGUCUCAGUGUACAAGACUCUAUGGACAUAUAGACACAUGUCCCACCACAAACUAUCUGAUUCACCGUCCCGUCAUCCAUCCGUCAUUCAUUACACAUUUCCACUCUACUGCGAAGGUCGUCGCUAUUUUAUCAAUUAUGUUCAUAAAUCACACUCUUUCGAAAACGCAAAUAUUUCUUACUAUCCUUACUAUCCCUGCUGUGGAGACGCAGGUCAUAUGAUUUUCAUGGCAGAGACGGUGACGACAGUCUCAUCGCAAGUUCGGCCCAACGUGUCUCUGGGAAGGCAAAAUUUGCAGCACUGGAUGCGUAUGUGUUUGGGAUAGUCACAAGGGUAUCAAAUGUGCAAGCUAUCAAUGACUAUGUG